UUAACUGGAACAGACAACAGGAUUCCAUUUUACAUCCUCUGAUCCCCAUUUGGAAACGCAUUUUAACCUUUUUUUUUCCAGCUUCAUCUUUUUUUCUGAUUAAAGAAAACCUAAAAUGGAUACCUGGAAGAUUCAACUGGUUGUUGUGACUUUUUGUGCAUUGGUGCAAACUUAUCAGGGUCUAUUAAGUAGUGCAGAGCAGGCGAGAGGACUUUCCAAUGAGUGGCAAAGUGAGUCACUGGACAUGAGGCUGAAUAACCCAAUGGAGGAUCUGAUGAAAAGAUCUAAAGCUCUUCGUUUCUAUGGACUUAUGGGGAAGCGCUCAGUUACAAAGAAACCAUUUCAAUUUAACAGACGAAAUAAAGGAGAGAUGUUUGUGGGAUUGAUGGGAAGAAGCAUUUCUAGUGGAGAAUCUAUAAUCAGAGAGACGCCAUCUGAAGCGUCCACUGAGAUCCAUGUUGCAGAGAAACCAUACAGCAAAGAUUUACCAGAGGAAUGGAUUCAAAUCCUGUACUAACGGAGCCACAAAAACACCUAUACAACUGCACACCAACCAAAGACAAGGCAAUCACUAGUCGUUUUUCUAAAAAAAAAAAAAAGAUACCCUGCUUAG
Oryzias latipes (Japanese medaka) is the source of this 613-nucleotide messenger RNA. RefSeq lists its product as uncharacterized. Lineage: Eukaryota; Metazoa; Chordata; Actinopteri; Beloniformes; Adrianichthyidae. The record is from RefSeq and is a predicted model, not a curated record.